Messenger RNA from Notolabrus celidotus (New Zealand spotty), 1782 nucleotides. It is a transcript of the gene stard3nl, whose product is annotated as STARD3 N-terminal like. Bases 307 to 1002 code for a protein of 231 amino acids. The record is from RefSeq and is a predicted model, not a curated record. The transcript is spliced from 9 exons. NCBI's taxonomy places the organism in Eukaryota, Metazoa, Chordata, Actinopteri, Labriformes, Labridae.
UCAUAUCCCAGAAUCCCUUGCGGCGUCACAUUCUGGACGCCCUCAACAUCCUGUCCUAGCAGACGGAAGAGAAACUGAUGAGUCUUCUGCAGCCUUUAGGUUAAAAACCUGCCGACUGAAACCUUCAUAGUCCUGAUUUUAAACAUUUCAACUCUUUAGGAGAAAGUUUGGAAGACGCAGUGAUGACGUGUCCAACGCAGCUUUCCGCUCCAAUGACCCGCCUCCUCUGACUCCGCCUCAGACCACCUUUCUCUUGACCAGUGGGCGGGGCUAGCCCGGCCAGGGGUUAGGCGGUGGUGACCCAGUAUGGAGAGUCGAUGCAGCAGCAGCGCCGAUUCCCGGCUGACUGGCAGGGGGGUGGGGUCUACAAACACCGCGCCCAUCUGUGCGAGGGUGGAGUCGUACGAAGCCGGGGACAAGAAGUGCAUCUCGGACGUGAGAAGGACCUUCUGCCUCUUCGUCACCUUUGACCUCUUGUUCAUCACCUUGCUCUGGAUCAUAGAGCUCAAUGCGAAUGGUGGCAUUCAGAAGCAGCUGGAUGAAGAAGUCCUGCACUACGACUACCGCGCCUCCUUCUUUGACAUUUUUCUCCUGGCUGUUUUCAGGUUUGCCACUCUCAUCCUGGCCUACGCGGUCUGCAAGCUCCGUCACUGGUGGGCCAUUGCAAUCACCACUGCAGCCAGCUGCGCGUUCCUGAUUGUUAAAGUCAUUUUAUCAAAGCUGCUGUCUAAGGGAACCUUUGGGUAUCUGCUGCCCAUUAUCUCCUUCAUGUUGGCCUGGAUUGAAACGUGGCUGCUCGACUUUAAGGUUUUGCCUCAGGAGGCCGAAGACGAAAACGGAUAUCUGUCCAUCAUGGACGCCACAGAGAGAGCUCCCCUCAUGGGUCCAGGUCCUCUAUCUGACGGACAGUUCUACUCCCCGCCGGAGUCUGUAGCAGACUCUGAUGAGGACCUGGAUGAUAAACACGAUCCAGAAAAGGGGCUCAUCCAGCAGGUGACCUAACAGGACCUCCGCUGCUGAAUGUGAAGGUUUACUCCUGCUCCCGCCGCGCUACUGAGGGGGAAAAAGUCUGCCUUACACAUCCUGCCAUCGUAGUUUUUAUUUCACGUCAAAGCACUUUCUGUUCACUCGGACUCACGAGUGUGCCUGAGUUCGUGACGCCAGCCCUCUGCAUGUACACCCAAACUUAAAGUGCUGCUGAAAGCUGCCGCAGCGUCACGCUCCGUGGUCGUUUGGCCACAUUAAGACGAGCUCUAUUCGUGAAUCACACACAUGAUUGUCUCUGAGACAACGGAGGAUUCAAAUGAAAUCAAUAUAUAACAUUGAGUCCAUUAUCACACCACGAUUCAAGAGUAAUCAGUCUUAUAUUUUAUGUCAUGUUUACUUUGUUCUUGUUCUGAUCACACGCUCUGAUUUGAAGUAAAUGUAUAAAACGAAGCUCUGUGAACUCUGCAUGAAGGAAAGGGUUAUCUUUGGCCAGUAUGGAGCUUGUUGAUCCUGUUUUCUACCAAACAAAAGCUGAAAUAUUUACGUUUUACUGUGUUAAUUACUGCUUUCAACGCCAAAAGUUGCAGUAUGAGGAUUUAAAAAAGUAUGAAGUAUUAUUUUAAAUCUCUCUGAGCCAGAAGUCUGCAGCAUUUGGGAAACAGAACUGCUCCGAGAAGCUGCUGUUGGAGUUUAAGAUUUGAAAAUCCGUGUUCAUAUCUCCAUGCAUGUCCUCCGAGCAGAGCACUUUUGUUUUUAUGCCUUUAAAAACAAGAAUCAUUAAAAUGUGAAACCUUU